Messenger RNA from Suhomyces tanzawaensis NRRL Y-17324, 2244 nucleotides. Its product is annotated as ubiquitin-protein ligase. The transcript is spliced from 2 exons. The coding region runs from base 1 to 2244 and encodes 747 amino acids. Lineage: Eukaryota; Fungi; Ascomycota; Pichiomycetes; Serinales; Debaryomycetaceae. The record is from RefSeq and is a predicted model, not a curated record.
AUGUUUCGUCAGGAGCUCUACACCAGUCAGACAGAACUACAGAAUUCCAAUUACUCCUCGGGAUAUGGAAAUGUGACUGGCUUCCACUUGUCGUACCAAGACAUGAAACAGGGCUUAAAUGCCACCGAAUGGCCGUUUCACGAGUACAACGCAACACACCCAUGGAAAGAACAGCAACAGUGGUCGUUGUUGCCCGACAUCGUCAGCGAGCGUGUCAUGAGCUUCUGGGGCACCGAUAGCGUGGACCACAAGGCAUACCUAUUGAACAUCUCAGGCAAUGCGUACGGUCAGUUCGAGCAGGAAAACAACCUGGUCCAGCCGUACCACUUGCAAUUCCCGGGGUAUCUCGCAGAUUACUUUAGUGUGAAAUCCAGCCAAAAGUACGAGGAAGACAAGGAGAGGUACGAAAACGAUCCCGAGAACAACCCUCCCCCCGAGAAAAUCGAUUUUGACAAAAUUGGAUUCCAAAGAGAAGGAAAUAUUACUGGAAACGGAGAAUUGGCCGUGUCCAUCAAGAGCCACAAGUACGAGACUGGCCUCGAAGAAUCGACUGCCAUCGACAAUGCCGUAAUUGUGGACCUCCACGUCAAUAUCAAGGACCACGGCGAGAUCCAGAAUUUCAAUUUUGACACCCAGGGCAUCUAUUUUCAAGACACAGGGUCAAUUUUGACUACCAGCCAUUCCGGCAAAUUCUUGGGCAAGUACGCUUUGCCCCACUUUGCCAUGUCGGAGACCAAGUUCGAGUUGGCCAAGACGCUCAUGUUGCACCUGUUGAACUCGACAUCGCCAUUCGAUGUGUCGCUCGACCACAUGCACCAAUACAUCUUCAAUAACUACACGAUGUGCGAGUUCAUUGGCUUUUUCCAGCUCGAAAAGACCUCGUUCACCAAGCAGGAACUCCGUGCCAUGGACGAGGAGCUCGCAAAUCCGUCAGGGGCACCUCUCCCUCGCCAUAUUCCUGAAAUAGUAAUCAAGGAGUACGUUCUCUACUCUCCCGAUUGUGGAAGGUUCAUCACCAACAAGAAGGAUUCGCUGUUGGUGGGGCUUAAGAGAGAGACCACCAUCAAGAGAUUCGGCAACUUAUUCAUUGGAUUGCUUGUGAUUACCGGGUUGCAGUUCUACGUGUUCAUCAAGCAGAUCAAUCGGAUCAGCACUCCUGGCCAAUAUUCGGUUAUAUCCUCUAAGACAGUCUCCAUUUUGGGUGUCCAAGAAGCCUUGUUGGCCGUGAUAUUGUUUUUUAACACCUCCAACGAGCUCUACUUGAUCAUCACCUGCUUGGGAGUGAUUUUGUUUGUGAUGUGUGCUAUCUUUAAGGUCCGCUUCAUCGUCAGCAUAUUGGCCAACCAGGUGAACGAGAGAGGAACUAGCUGGUGGGAGAUAUUGAGAGGUGGCACGAGAGGAGGUCAGGAAGACGGGGCUCAGACAAAUCCCGCUCCUGCCCAAGGUCCACCUGUUGUGCCGGGUUCACUUCCUUUAGCGAAUCCUCCACAACCAGCUCCCACUGUGGAACCACUUAAUUGGAACGAAGAAUCGUUGUUCAACGUCACGUUUGCCAGUGGGAUCAUCUUAACCUUUCUUUCGCUUUUUGUCAUUGUCAGUGCCAUGGAGUGGACGGUUUUCUACCGCAGGAUUUUCGAAUACGUGGCAUUGGUAGCAUGCAACUCCUACUGGGUUCCUCAGUUUUUAAGACACACGUUGAAGAACAGAAGACUGUCGUUCGGGUGGGACUUCAUUAUUGGUACCAGUGUGAUUCGCUUGAUUCCUGUGUACUACUUAUCGCUCUACAAGAACAACCUAUUGAGACACCACUACGAUCCAUACUUGGCGUUGGUGGUUACUGUAUGGCUUGUGGCGCAAAUCUCACUUCUCUAUGCUCAAAGCGUGUUGGGAGCUCGCUUCUGGGUCAACGAGAAGUGGUUGCCCAAGGCUUUCAACUACCAGGCAAUUCUUGAAAUGAAGGACUUGGAGUCCCGUGGAUUUGCAUCUGAUUUGUUGGCCAGCAUCAAGCCAGAAGAGGAGCAUGAGGGUAUUCUUGAGUGUAAGACUACCUGUCCGAUCUGUAUGACUGAACUUGAACUUCCUAUCCUUGUGGAUGGAAAUAACAAGGAAGCCAGAAAGAGAAUCAACAAUAAGGAGUAUGUGAUCACACCGUGCCACCACAUUUUCCAUGCAGAGUGUAUGGAGAACUGGAUGAAGUACAAGUUGCAGUGUCCUGUGUGCAGAGAGGGUCUUCCACCGAUUUAG